AUGAAGCCAUUGAGGCAAUUUCGUCCGUUUCAAUUGCUGGCCAAAGAGACACUGAGCGAAGGUGGCGAAGAUGGCUUCCCCGUGCGCCGCUUCACUUUCGAGCUGCCUUCGGACUGUUCCUUGCAGACUUUGGGCUUCGACUUGGGCCUCGGUGACUUUGUGCAGGUGCGGCCGCCGGCCGGGAGAGUGCGGUCCUACUCGCCUGCCUCGCCGGUGCAGCGCACCGGGAGCUUCGACCUGGUGGUGAAGAUCUACCCUGGGGGGCGGUGCUCCGGGCACCUGGACAGCUUGUCGGUGGGAGACCAGGCCAUGAUCUCCGGCCCCGCUCCUGUGCCCUGGCUUGCCUACACCUUAAAGCAACAGCAGCAUGUGGGACUGAUCGCCUUUGGUGUGGGCAUCACGGAAGCUUUACCCGUGGCUUUGUCGCAGCUGGCGAAACCCUUCGAUAGCGUGGAACAAGUGGUUUUGCUCUGGGGCAACAGAUCCUGGAAGGACGUUUUCUGGCAGGAAGAUCUGCAAGAGAUGGUGCGGCAAUAUGCAGGCAGGUUCAAGUUAGUCUACGCUCUUUCGAGAGAGGACUGCGAAGGUUGUGUGCGAUCCCGCAUCGACCAGUCCCUCCUGCAGUCUACCUUUGAGACAUUCCCUCGGAGUGCUGGCUUCCUUGUGGUGGGCACAAAGCAAAUGAAGAAAGAGACACGCCGUGCUCUCGCAGCCUGCGGCUUCUUCUCGCCGCCCCUGCUGCAGAUGAAGCUGCGGAUGCCAUGGAACUGGCGGCGUCGGUAA
Messenger RNA from Symbiodinium sp. CCMP2456, 783 nucleotides. The record is from the annotation of a GenBank genome assembly. Lineage: Eukaryota; Dinophyceae; Suessiales; Symbiodiniaceae.